This is a messenger RNA of Neodiprion virginianus, 4295 nucleotides long. RefSeq names its product doublesex and mab-3 related transcription factor 3, truncated-like. Lineage: Eukaryota; Metazoa; Arthropoda; Insecta; Hymenoptera; Diprionidae. Gene Ontology annotation, biological process: regulation of transcription by RNA polymerase II; sex differentiation. The transcript has 3 exons. Gene Ontology annotation, molecular function: RNA polymerase II cis-regulatory region sequence-specific DNA binding; DNA-binding transcription factor activity, RNA polymerase II-specific. Bases 2100 to 3416 code for a protein of 438 amino acids. Gene Ontology annotation, cellular component: nucleus. The record is from RefSeq and is a predicted model, not a curated record.
AUUUUCAAAGCACAGAGAAUUUAUCGAAAAAUAUAUGUAAGGUGUAGAAAUUACAGUAUGAUUAUACCUAUAUAUGUAUGUAGAAAUUUUAAUUGCACUCGGUUAUUCGUGCACUUGACAAACAGUAAUUUGAGAAGAAUAAAUAGAAAAAAAUAAAAAAUUUAAUAAUAACUAAAUGAAAACAUAAUAUAGCGGGGAAAUAGAACAUGGGAAAACUAUUCAGUGGUGAAAUGGAAUAAAUUGUUGAAGAAAGAAAAAAACAACAAUUGUAUACUAUAAAUAUUUCCCUCUCUCGAUCGUUAGGGACGAUUUUUUUUUACAUUAACCCCGGGUAUACGAGCGUGUGAUUUAUUUAUUUAUUUUUUUUUCUUGUACAUACAUUUAAUUAUAUAUUUAUAUGGAUUUGUACAUAUUAUAAUGAACAUGCAUAGUAUGCUCGUUUAUUUAACGUUGAUUUACCUCGAAACGCGAUCCAUCUGCGAAAAGUGAUGUAACAACAUCGGAGAAAAGUAAAAGUUUAUAAUUAAAUGACCAUCGUUACAAUGCUUUCCGACACAUAUCGAUAUAUCAUGGUGUUAGAAAAUACGUUAUACAUACAUGCGUACAUGCGUAUAAUUUUGUUCGACGAAACCGUAAACUCACGUAAUUUGGACGAACACAUAUUAUGUAAUUAUAAUUAUGUAAGAUAUAAAGUUUUUUAAAAAAAAUUUUGUAACGGCGAUUAAAUUUUCUAUAUAUUUUGACUGUUAUUCCUCGUGAGAAAUUGUAAUGUGUUAAAUGAUGAUAUGAUAUAAUACGAUUGUGAAUCGCAGUGGGAUUACAUAUUACAUAAUAUAUUCUCAUGAAUUCGAUGUUAUGCGCUGUUUGAAUCAACUUAUAAUAUAUGAUACAUAUAUAAUAACUAUACUUAUGCUGCUUUACUUUUUCGACAUUUAUGCUCGUUAUGUAUUAUAAUUUUGCAUUGGCGUGAUAUAGUAUAGGUAUAUCAAUGGGUAUACGUAUAUGUAUUAUGUAGAGGUAUACACAUGGUUUGAAUAUUAUAUCAACUAUGUAACUAAAAUAUAUAUAUGCAGGUACAUAUACGGUUGAAAAAUUAACAUUUAUGUGUACCUCAUGUGUCUCUCUUAAUCUUGCAUCGUAAAUUUUAUCGCAUACUGCAGGUGUUUUUGAAAAGUUUUUUAACAAAAAUUACUGUAUAUUUCUCUAAGUUAUAACGAAUAGGAAGAAAACGUAACGAAGACAAAGCGCUCACUAUUACCGCAUUAUCACGUAUUGAGAAUAAUAUACAUAGUAGAAUUGAAGAAACACAUAUCACUAUAAAAAAUCGAUAUACAUAUACAUAAUAAAUGUAUAUUAUAUAUUCUAGUACAUUCCAUACACAAAUGUAAAGAUUGAGCCUCACAUGAAGUUUGACCACUUAUACCCAUACAUAUACCUAUUAUAUAAUAUAAAUAAAUAAAUCUAUUACACUAGAAAAACUCACUUAUAUAAAUACACAAAUAUAUUAAACUAUUACGGAUUGUUAUUCGCCACGUUCUGUACCGUUGUAAAGUACUCACAUUAUAUAAUAACGUAUUAUCUUGGUUCUUGGCAAAAUCUUUAUUUCACCAUUCUUUAAUUUCCCGUACAGUAAUUCGAAAAGCUGCACAAGCUUUAAUAACGAAGAUGAAGUUGAUAAUAGUCGCAAAAUCGAAAAAGUAGUGGCGGUGACAUAGCCCGUGACGCUGGAUACCGGAGGGAUGGACCAGAACAUAUGGGAGGAAGUGAAGGUAAACAAGCCGGAGCCAAUCCGCCUGCGAAAGGGUGGUCCGCCUGGGGAUUCCCCCAGACUUUUGAUUGCCGCGGGAAAAACGGCGGGACGAACCAGACAAGGAUUGGUGGAAUUCUUUGGGAGUUCGGUGGAGGUAUCGAAAAUUGCACGCGCAGGAUCGGCUGCUCCGACACCACCGUGAUGAUACCCUCGGAUUUAACCUAAUGCCGUCGAGUAAAGCGGCGGAAGCUGAAAGUCGAAGACCAGACCGAAAUAUUUAGUAUAACGUAUAGACCUUUCGUUUGGUUACCGAAGGUCUGGCAUACGAUACUCAUUUUCGAGAGUGCUAAUGCUCCGUGGCAAGACGAAACGUCUUGACGAAGAGACGCGCGAUUCCGACAGCAAGCAGAGGAGACCCAAAUGCGCCCGGUGUAGAAACCACGGGCUGAUAUCCUGGCUGCGGGGUCACAAACGUGAAUGUCGUUAUCGGGAGUGCGUGUGUCCAAAAUGCGCCUUAAUUGCCGAAAGGCAACGAGUGAUGGCUGCCCAGGUUGCUCUAAAGCGACAGCAGGCAGCGGAGGACGCGAUCGCUCUGAGCAUGGCGAAGGUAGCAACGGGUCAAAAACUGAAUCGUCUACCGCCGGGAAAAAUAUUCGGAAUGGCUGUGACGGAGCCUGAUGCUACGGACCCGAUAUCGAACAACAACUCUGGCAUGUCCAACAACGCAGCAGACAGAGACAAAAUUCGUCAGAACGCCACAGAAAAUACAGAAAGAAAAACGAGCUCUGCGGAGGAACCAGCUGGUCAGUGUGGAAUCCUUCCGAUCGUCGACCAGAAGACAACCAAAGCUUCGCGGGCUUCGAGUGCCUCGGAAGUAUGCCCUGAAGUUUGCCCUCAGUCUGCUGGUGAACGUUCGAAUUCACAACGGUAUAGAACGCUGCUGUUCAACGUAAACAAAACGCACGGAAUUGAGAGAACUGAGUCAGCGGAUUCAGGGAAGAAGCUGGAGGACGGAAAUGAUCCGGGAUCGACCGUCUCUCAGGCGUCUGUCCAAACUCUCGCCAAUUUAUUCCCCAGCACAAAGCUCUCGGUAUUGCAGUUGGUGCUUCAGCGAUGUGGUCAGGACCUGUUGAAGGCCAUCGAGUACUUUGCCGCCCAAACGGCUCUCGGGGCUGGCACCGCUUCCGGUUCCGCUUUCAGGCCCGUGCAGAAUCUCAACGGCGGGAUUAACCAGCCAACGCAAAGCGUCACUCUGCAGGGAAUCCAAGGCGUGAACCACGGCCUCCAGAGCAACGUGCAGCAGCAGACGACCCCGGAAGUCCCGAAUUUCUUCACCUUUCCGCCGACGUACUCGAACUUUCCCCGAAAUAUUUAUGGCGACAGUUACUGUUUGCUCAAUAUCGUGCCGGAGCAGUUGCAGCCGAAGAGCUCCAGCACGGAAACGGCGAACUUGACGCUCGCUAAAACCGGAAGUCCGCAGGAGGACAGCGUUGCUCUAAACGUUCAGUACAACAACUACUUCAAUUCCAAUAUUCAACACCUUCGGGAACACAUGUGCAAUCAGAUGAUCGACCCGCACAGACAAGGCCUGCUUCAUCUUCCUCCAAUUUUACCGGGAAUACCUUGCGUGCAACCCAACUGUGCGCAAUGCUACAAAUUCCCAUAAAUCCGCGGGUGGCAGUGUGAUAUGAACUAGACUUAAGAAGUUAGAGAGUUAUUAUUGGUACGAACAGAUGGAAAAGAGCGUGAAUCGUUCCUAUUAUGUAUAUUAGGGUGUUCCAGUGAAACGUAAAUUUCGAUUUUCUACCACCAUGGUAUCCCUUAAAAAGUUCAUUUGGUUUAAAAGAAAAGUUCUGUCAAAAGAUCGCGCUCGGUUAAUUUGUCAGCUUUAUAAAUUUUUUUAAAUUUAUGAAGUAUCGUGUAUAAUAAUUUUUUUUUUUUAUUACUUUCAUCAAUCGUAAUAUCACUUUACUUCGCAAAGAAGACCCACACUUGUAAUAUCAAGACUUCACCUGAUAUUUGAGAAGUGCGUCUGUGUGACUUUCUCAUCAUUAAUUCAAUCACACAAAAUAGUUAUAAUGCAAUUUGAACUUUUAAUUUAGGAGAAUAAUAUUCCUGGAUGAAAUAUUGUUGUAUUGCGGAUCGUGAUCUUUGGAUUGAAUAUAAAUGUCAGGAAAGAAAUAAUAAUUGAAGUGCUACAACGUGCUUCUUUACAAAUUCGAAAAAAUAUGAAAUCUUCCACGUAACGAAGAACGCUCAUCUUUUCACAGAAUAUUUCUUUUGAACUAAAUAAACUUUUUAGGGGGUGCGACGGUAGAAAAUCGUAAAUUAUUUUUUUCUGAAAAUAUGUAUUGACGAUAGGUAUAUCGUUGUAUACAUCGUCCCGGGCACACAUUCUGUAGCUUCAUCGCCGUUAAUGAAAAAUUGUUUCUUUUUGAUACUGUAUUGUGCCUAAUUGGUAAAAUUGUUGUGAGUAAUUGUUUCAUUGAGUGAUUCGGAAAAUUGUUUUGCAUCAUGGAAAUUGUUGCAAUAAUACACGACACUC